This is a messenger RNA of Salpingoeca rosetta, 1569 nucleotides long. RefSeq lists its product as uncharacterized. The record is from RefSeq and is a predicted model, not a curated record. The coding region runs from base 283 to 1569 and encodes 428 amino acids. The transcript has 5 exons. NCBI's taxonomy places the organism in Eukaryota, Choanoflagellata, Craspedida, Salpingoecidae.
UGCGUUCUUGCACGUGUGUGUGUGUGUGUGCAGAAAAAAACGACGUUGAGGCAGAGCAACAACACAGCAAGUCUUUGUUGGAGCUGGAGGAGGGUGCUGGUGUGACUGUGUGAACAACACACACGGAAGGCACAGCUGCGAGCUGAACUGGCAAGCGAGGGAGCUUCCGACUCGGCAAGCCAAGCUCACCAUUCAGGGAGAGCGGGAGAUAGAUCGCCCCACUGGACGAGCGGCUGCCAAACGACACACAUUCACCACACACAUCCACACACACAUCCACACAUGGUUGGACGAUUGACAUGGAGGAGACGCGCUGUUGGGAAGGGCAGUGGGGUGGUGGCGGUGAGGGCGAGGAGAGGCUGCUUGCUGUGGGGCAUCCUGUACGCCAUCAUAGCAGCAUCAACAGUAGCUACAGUGGCGGCAGGGACAAGGUACGAACAAAGCGAAGAUGCCAGCAGAGGAUGGCAAGAUGAGCCUGUCCGCUUGGAUGAGGGCCGCGUGUCAGAGCGACCACCACCCAACUCGACCUACAAGGACAGCGUGCAGACAGGGCUGGCAGCUGCACUGAGUGUCUCCGCCUCCAUCAGCAUCCUCUCGUGCUUGUGGGUGCUGCUUGUCAUGGUCCUCCAUCGCAUGUACCGUGUCCAGUCCCGCCGAUUCCUCAUCCACACCACCAUCGCCAACCUAGUCUACACGGUGUAUUGGGUGCUGCCUCGCUUUCCACAGCACAACCUCAUCACAGAGCGGUUUGGUGGAGCACCUUGUAGCUGCGCUGAAGGGUUCUUUUGCGUGUUUGUCAUGUUUGUGCUUGACCGCGAGAACCGACGCCUGUGUCGCUGGGCCGCCAUGCGCAAGGCCUUUUACAAGUGGUGGAUUGGCGCUGCCAGGCGCCGUGUUGUCUUUUCCAGCGAGGAGCGCGUGCGGAAUUUUUCCGUUCAGUCCGAUGAACAAGUCGUCCGAGAUGUGAUAUCUGGGGCAAUGCACCAGGAGAGCGGGGGCGAUGGCUCUGGCGGCAGUGGUGCUGGCGAUGACGGCAGUAGCGGCAGCAACGGCAGCAACGGUGCCACGGGUGAGGGUGGCGGGCGCAUCCGCUUUGCCCGGCCAACAGUGACGUCGUUUGAAGGGCCCGUCACGCAUGAUGGCGGGAACCCAAGUGACGGCAGCGACGCCAGGCAUGGCCACAGGCGUCCACGACGAAGACGAGCAAACACGGGGCGCCACUGCCCGAUGCCGGGCCCAACCGUCGGCAUGGAGGACGACAACGAAGCUAAUGGAGACAACGAUGAGGAGGAAGAGGAAGAGGAGGAGGAAGAGGAAGAGGUGGAGGCGCAGGUGGAGCAAGGCGAACAACAACAACAACACCACCACCACCACCAACAACAACAACAACAACAACAACAACAACAACAGCAGCAGCAGCAGCAGCAGCAGCAGCUGGGCCAUGCUGGUGUGAGGGAACAAGGGGGCGGGCGGAGCUGGGCUGCCGAUGACGACGAUGAUGAUGGCGGGAGCGACAGAGAUGAUGAUGAUGAUGAUCACACACCUUUGUUGUCCAGCAGACCACAGUAA